AUGGCUGCCUCUGCACAGCUCAAAACAUUAAAUCGAAAUCGUGCUAUUAUUAAAAGCAAUGUGACGCGAUUAAUCGGGUAUCUUAAUACAAACGUCGAUGUAGAUAUCGAUGACGUUCAAACGCGUAAAGCCAAGCUAGAAGAAUGUUACCAAUCCUUUUCGAAGAUUCAAAUAGAAAUAGAGAUUCUAGCCGAGGAAGCCCAACUGGAAUUAGAUCACGAGUCAGAAAGAUCUCAGUUUGAUGAUCAGUAUUUCAAAUGUGCCAAAGUUAUUAAUCAACGUUUUCGCGAGCUCAAACCCACUCAAACAAUUGCAGAACCUGGCAAUUUAACUUCACAAUCCGGUGCUAGCAGUGGUUCUAAUAUUACCAUAAGUCAAGGCAAUUCAUUAUUGCCAAAAAUUGAAAUUCGUCCAUUUGACGGUAAUCCCAUACAAUGGUAUAGCUUUCAUGACACGUUUCAGUCGUUAGUACACAAUGACAAUAACAUCCCGGCAGUACAGAAAUUUUAUUUGUUGAAAAAUUCCUUAGUCGGGAGUGUAGCUACAAUUAUUGACCAGUUAACAGCAUCCGAAGAAAAUUACCACGUAGCUUGGGAUUUAUUAAAACAGCGUUGUGAUAGGCCGCGUCAGAUUAUUCAAACCCAUAUAAAGGCGAUUCUGGAGUUGCCAGAAAUCACGAAAGAAUCACCAAGCAAUAUACGAUCAUUAAAGGAGUCUGCACUAAUGCAUGUCAAUGCUUUAAAGGCUUUGAAAGAACCCAUAGACGCGUGGAAUUCAAUACUAACAUACAUCAUUGUUCGCAAACUAGACAAAAAUACGCGACGAACGUGGGAACGCACAUUAGACAAUACGCAAAUGCCAAAAUUCACGGAAUUGAUAGACUUCUUAAAUAAACAAGAGCGAGGAGAUGAAACUGAAACAAGCAAUAGUAUGAUAGGGAAUCAAAAUCACAUAAGAGUUCAAUCAUUUAUAGGAACAGAAAGGCGAAAUGAAUGUUAUUUUUGUAGUGGUAACCACAACAUUUACUCAUGCGAGAACCUUUUAAAAUUAACUCCGCGUGAACGAUCAAAUGCAGCUAAAAACAAACGAUUAUGUCUUAACUGCCUACGCAAUAAUCACCUUACUAAUAAAUGCAUUGCCUCCACUUGCAAAAAGUGCCAUCGGAAACAUAAUACAUUAUUACACUUCGUCGACGAUCACCAUUCAAUUAGGGUAGAUACAGGUAGUAAAGACAAUUCAAACUCGUCUACCUCUACAGAUCCGGUAAAACAGGGGUAUACUGUAACGUACAAUUCCGAAGUUUUAUUAGGGACAGCGCGGAUUAAGAUUUUAGAUAAAAACAAUAAGGAACAUGAAUGCAGAGUACUAUUAGAUGGAUGUUCUCAAUGCCAUUUCAUUUCUGAUAAGUUAGCAAAGAAACUUCAAUUAAAAGAAGAGAAGAUUGAUCUGCCAUUUGCAGGUUUAGGCCAACUUACAAUGCGUGCAGAAUAUCGAGUUAAGGCAACAAUUAAAUCAAAAAUCAAUAAUUUUCAAUCGGAAGUAGAAUUCGUAGCGCUUCCAAAAAUCACAAGUUUAUUACCAUCGCGUCGUGUCCAUCGCAAAGAGCUUCCAAUUCCGCAUAACAUCAAACUGGCUGAUCCAGAAUUCGAUAAACCAGCGGAAAUCGAUGCUUUGAUCGGAACCACAUUAUUUUACAAGCUAUUAAACAUCGGUCAAAUUAAACUAUCAGGUGCAUCGGACGUCAUGUUACAAAAAACAAUGUUAGGCUGGAUAGUAGUGGGCGAAGUUCACAAAGCUAACAACAAAGCAGGCAGUAAAUCUUGUUACUUAAUCAAAUCAUUAGAUAAUCAAUUGACUCGAUUUUGGGAAGUAGAAGAAGUUCCGCAUAAAAAACAUUGUUCACUAGAAGAAACGAAAUGCGAAACAUUAUACGUGGAAACUACAAAACGCGAUCACGACGGGAGGUACAUUGUACAAUUGCCAUUCAAUGAUAAAAGGAACAAUAUUGGCGAAUCCUAUAGCAUAGCGUUGAAACGGUUUUAUUCAAUCGAAAGAAAAUUAGCACGGGACAAGGUAUUGCAACAAUAUUAUAGUAAUUUCUUAAAGGAAUAUCGCGAUUUAGGACACAUGCGUGACAUUACCCAGUCGGAUAAUAAACAAGAGGGUUACUAUAUACCUCAUCACGCGGUUAUCAAAGAAGAUAGCUUAUCAACGAAAGUUAGGGUAGUUUUCGACGCUUCAGCUAAAAGUACGACAAACAUUUCAUUAAACGAUGCAUUGAUGGUCGGCCCUCCCAUUCAAGGAGACCUAAUAUUUAUUAUAAUGCGAUUUCGAUUACACAAUGUCGUACUUGCCGCUGAUUUGCAAAAAAUGUAUAGACAAGUUAAGGUAAUAGACUCGGACACAUCAUAUCAAAAAAUUUUAUGGCGAGAAUGCGAAAAUGAAACAAUCCGCGUCUUUAAAUUAAAUACGGUGACUCAAGGUACAGCUUCGGCGCCGUUUCUUGCAUCGAGAACGUUGCAUCAAUUAGCGGAUGAUGAAGGUCAUAAAUUUCCAUUAGCUGCAAUAAGUUUGAAAAAUGAUUUUUAUGUUGAUGAUUUGCUAUCAGGAGCAAAUACCAUUCAGGAAGCAUUAGAAUUGAAACGUCAAGUAACUCAAAUACUAAGGCUAGGGGGAUUCGCACUUCAUAAAUGGGCUUCAAAUAAAUCGGAAGUAAUUGCAAGGUCAAACAUUGAUGAAGCACAGUCAAUUUGUUUAAAUACAGAGGCUAGAAAACUAUUAGGCAUUCAUUGGGAUUCAAUCGGGGAUUCAAUAACUUAUUCCGUAAAGCCGUUUGCUGCUGAAAACCAUUCAACCAAACGUACAAUACUGUCCCAAAUCGCUCAGUUGUUCGAUCCGCUAGGUUUACUAGGGCCAGUAAUUACGCUGGCAAAACUUAUAAUGCAAGGAUUAUGGAAAGCAAAGGUAGAAUGGGAUGAAUCGUUGCCUCAGGAAAUGCACACCAAAUGGACCGAGUUCAAGAAAGAGUUACCACUACUCAGUCAGUUUAAAGUAUCCAGACAAGUUAUACUAGCUAAUGCACACGAUAUCCAGUUACACGGAUUUUGCGAUGCAAGUGAGACUGCGUAUGGUGCAUGUGUUUAUUUGCGAUCAUCUAACAAGGAAAACAAUACUUUAGUACAAUUAAUAUGCGCAAAGUCACGCGUUGCGCCAAUUAAAACUAUGACAAUACCUAGGCUCGAAUUAUGUGCAGCGCAAUUAUUAGCUAGAUUAAUUGAUACGGUGUCAAGGUCGUUAAAUCUAAAAUAUAGCAAAAUUCAACUGUGGUCUGAUUCAACUAUAGUAUUGCAUUGGAUUCAAACAUCUCCUCAUUGUUUAAAAACGUUUGUUGCUAAUAGAGUUGCGGAAAUUCAAUCACUAACGAAUAUAAAUAAUUGGUUCCACAUUGGAACCGAAGACAAUCCCGCCGAUUACAUCUCUCGUGGUCAAGCUCCUUCUGAGUUUAUAAACAAUACACAUUGGCAACAUGGGCCCUCCUGGCUAGUUCAGAGCGAAAACAAUUGGAAAUUCAAGCACCUUGUAACAAUGAUUGUUCCCGAGCAAAGGAUCAAAACAGCGCUAGUCAUUACGGGUAGAGUUGCCAAAGAUAAUUCAGUAGAACAAAAUACAAAAAAUGAUACAUUUGACAGAUUCUCUUCAAUUAAUGCCUUAAUUCAUUUUGUAGCAUUCUGUCAUAGAGCGGUUUCAAAUCGGAAAUCAGCGAAUAAAAAGAUAGGUAAAUUCACCAUCGAAGAUUUAAGGAAUGCACGAACUCAAAUUAUACGGGUGGUUCAACAAACUCACUUUUUGCGCGAAAUAAAACAUCUACAACAAGGCCUUCAAUUAAAUGCAAAAAGUAAAAUCAUAUGCCUAAACCCAUUUCUUGAUACUGAUGGUAUUAUUCGAGUAGGGGGUCGGUUAACAAAUGCUCAGAUAACAUACUCACGAAAGUACCCUAUACUCUUACCACCAAAUAACCACAUUACCAAAUUAAUUAUUCACAACGAGCAUAUCAAGAAUUGGCAUGCGGGAGUGCAGGCUACUUUAAACGCGGUCAGAAACACUUUUUGGCCUAUUGAUGGAAAAAACAUAACACGACACGUCAUACAUAAGUGUGUACGAUGUAGCAAGUUAAAUCCCAAAUUACCUAGUUAUACAAUGGUUGAUUUACCCACACCUCGCGUAAUUCAAUCACGGCCAUUCGAUAAUGUUGGGCUUGACUAUUGUGGCCCAUUUUCCCUGAAGGAAAAGAAAUUUAGAAAUAAGAACAAGAUAAAAUCGUAUGUUGCCGUAUUUGUUUGUUUUGUGACAAGAGCUGUCCAUUUUGAGCUUGUCACAGAUUUAACCACUGAAGCGUGUCUGGAAGCUAUUAAACGAUUUUGCGCUCGACGAGGAAAACCAAAAAAUGUAUAUUCAGACAACGCAACUAACUUCAUUGGCGCUAAAAAUGAAAUAUUAAAGGUCAGGGCAUUUUUUAUAUCAAACGAGAAUAACACUAAGUUAUCCAACUAUUUUCAAGAGGAGGGAAUUAAUUGGCACUUCAUUCCUCCCCGAUCCCCACAUUUCGGCGGGUUGUGGGAGGCAGCUGUUAAAUCCUUUAAACAUCACCUGUAUCGCACAGUAGGAGAAACAAUGUUUACGUACGAGCAAUUCAUUACUUGCAUUAUUGAAAUAGAAGCAAUUUUAAAUUCCCGUCCUUUGACCCCAUUAUCCUGUGAUCCCAAUGACCUUACUGCCCUUACGCCAGCACAUUUCCUGAUAGGAGGUUCUUUAUCGAGUAUUCCAGAACUUGACGUUCAGGACGUGCACACCAAUAGGCUGUCAAUGUGGCAGCGGGUGCAGCAAGUAAAGCAGCACUUUUGGAAACGGUGGCACAAAGAAUAUUUAAACAAGUUGUGUACCAAAAGUAAAUGGCAUCAAGGAGAUGGUAAACAAAUCGAAAUUGGUCAGCUAGUAAUGAUCAAAGAAGACAACCUUCCUCCAAUGCAAUGGAGCAUGGGUCGUAUUGUACAAGUUCACCCCGGAACAGACAAUAUAGUGCGCGUUGCAACAGUGAAAACACAAACCGGACUCUAUAAACGUUGUGUUAAAAAACUUGCUCCUUUGCCAAUAGAAAGACCACUAGAGACUUAA
Messenger RNA from Colletes gigas, 5172 nucleotides. RefSeq lists its product as uncharacterized. Lineage: Eukaryota; Metazoa; Arthropoda; Insecta; Hymenoptera; Colletidae. Gene Ontology annotation, molecular function: nucleic acid binding. The record is from RefSeq and is a predicted model, not a curated record. The transcript has a single exon. Gene Ontology annotation, biological process: DNA integration. The coding region runs from base 1 to 5172 and encodes 1723 amino acids.